AUGGAUGCCUGUUUCAAAUGCCCUGAAGAUCAAUAUCCAAAUAGGAACCAUGAUCAAUGUAUGCCCAAGAAAGUAAGCGUUCUGUCAUAUCAAGAUCCCUUAGGGAUCACUUUGGCUUCAGUUGCUGUCUCUUCAUCUUUGAUGACUGCUUUGGUAUUAGGACUUUUCAUUAAGAACAGUGAUACCCCCAUAGUCAAAGCAAACAACCGGGAUAUCACAUUCACACUCCUGGUCUCCCUCCUACUCUGCUUCCUUUCGUCUUUACUAUUUCUUGGGCAGCCUAGGAAGGUUACUUGCUUUCUUCGACAACCUGCUUUCGGCAUCAUCUUCUCGGUGGCUGUUUCUUGUGUCUUGGCCAAAACCGUCACUGUGGUUGUAGCUUUCAUGGCCACAAAACCAGGAUCCAGCAUGAGGAAGUGGGUGGGGAAAAGGCUGACAAUCUCCAUUGUCCUUUCCUGUUCUCUUCUUCAAGGCACCAUUUGUACAGUGUGGAUAGUCAAAUCUCCCCCAUUCCCAGAUACGGAUAAAGAAUCAGUGAUGGGAGAGAUUAUACUAGAAUGCAAUGAAGGCUCUGUUCUGAUGUUUUAUAUUGCCCUGGGCUACAUGGGAUUUCUCUCCCUCAUCAGUUUGAUUGUGGCGUUCCUAGCCAGGAAACUGCCAGAUAGCUUCAACGAAGCCAAGUUCAUCACCUUUAGCAUGCUCAUCUUUUGUAGUGUUUGGUUGUCUUUUGUUCCAACCUACUUGAGCACCAGAGGAAAAUUUAUGGUUGCAGUGGAGAUCUUCUCUAUAUUGGCCUCCAGUGCUGGGUUACUGACUUGUCUCUUUUCACCCAAAUGCUUCAUUAUUCUUCUGCUGCCUGAGCUGAGCAGCAGAGAGCAACUAAUACGGAAUAAAACAUCAAGAAUCUGA
Molecule: messenger RNA, 909 nt
Organism: Euleptes europaea (tarantolino)
Lineage: Eukaryota; Metazoa; Chordata; Lepidosauria; Squamata; Sphaerodactylidae
Product: vomeronasal type-2 receptor 26-like
Exons: 1
Coding region: 1-909 (302 amino acids)
Biological process (GO): G protein-coupled receptor signaling pathway
Cellular component (GO): membrane
Molecular function (GO): G protein-coupled receptor activity
Source: RefSeq, a predicted model, not a curated record